This is a messenger RNA of Hyposmocoma kahamanoa, 636 nucleotides long. RefSeq lists its product as uncharacterized. The transcript has 2 exons. The record is from RefSeq and is a predicted model, not a curated record. Bases 253 to 636 code for a protein of 127 amino acids. Lineage: Eukaryota; Metazoa; Arthropoda; Insecta; Lepidoptera; Cosmopterigidae.
UUUCCAGUUGUUAUUUGAGCCUAUUAUUUAUUCCUUUUCGUAUCAGUGAACUGUAAAGUUAAGACAAUAAUAAUUUUCACGGUAUUCAUACGUUACUACUGCUGGGCAAGGUUCUUUAUUAAAGGGAAAUUUGGUCUACCAACUGGAUUUUUAAUUACGUCUACAGAGGUGAAGUAGUGUAAUAAUAUUUGUAGCUUAUUGACGAAAGCAUAUUUUCUGACACUGAUUUUUUUUAGCAACCAUCUAUUCAUAAUGGCAGCUGUUUGGUCGGCAUCUGCAGCGCCGUUUUAUACAACAGUUUGUAAUCAAGAAAUUGGAUGCGAGACUGGUUUUUACUGCGAGACCGACUUUACCUGUAAACCCUGCCUUCGCUGUCAGGACCUGAAGAGAGAGCUGCCACCCACAUCCAUGGCUUGUGUCACUUCCAUUCUCGAAUGUGGACCAUGCGUUGAUGGGUUAAAAGAAGACCCCAAUAUGGCCCAGUGUAUUAUGUCAAUAGAGCAAGGUCUGCCGACGUGGGCUAUCAUUGGCAUUGUGACGGGCUCGCUUCUGCUCUUUAUUUUAAUCUGCGCUAUUGCUGCUCACAUUCUACGUAAUUUACUAUAUCUCAAGAUUUUUGCUUGUAAGUAUAAAUAA